UAUUUAAUGGUAUGAACUCAUUCAUCUUGCCGUGAAUAUAUAUUUCCGAAGUCUCCUGGUCUGGUUCUCUUGUCUUUCGUUUCUCGAUUGACUCGAUAGGCAUAAGAUUUAAGAAAGGAGGUAGAGGAAAUCCGAAGCAACCUGCUAAUACGAUGAAGAGAGAGCGGCCGAAGGAUCGUAGCGGCGAGCUCGCCUUCAAGCCGAAGAAGCCACAGACUGCGCCUUCCGUGGACGAAGAAUUAUUAUUUCCCUUCUUACCGGAACACAUCGUCACCGAGAUUUUGGUUAGACUGCCGCCGAAAUCUCUGCUACGCUUCAGGUGCCUGUCUCAUCACCAUUCCAAUCUGAUUCAAUCCCCUAAUUUUGUUGCCGCCCACGCCGGCCAUGCUCACCGCAAUCGUACCGGUCUUUUGGUCUAUGCCAAUUCUCAAUCGGGGAAGGAUGUGGUUUCGUUUAUACCCUCCAAAUUAGAAGGAUCAGGAGGAACAAUUAAUGGGUUGGUAUCGGCCUUUCCCUUGCCUUUCUUGAAGAAGAAGGGUUAUGGCGUGGGGAAGAGUACCAGUUUUCAAUGUGCCGGAUCCUUCAACGGCUUAGUCUGUUUCAUCCUCGACACACGAGGAUACUGGGUGCUGUGGAAUCCAGCCACGGACCAGUUCUGCUUUGACGUUAGCCAGCCGGAAAAGAAUCUUCCUCGCAAUCACACGAUUGCUGGAUUUGGUUACGAUUCUGCAGCCAGCGAAUACAAGUCGGUUAGAGUUUCGUGCAACCAUGGUGGUGGAGCUCAAGUAGAGGUUCUAAACUGGGCUGAAAGGCAUUGGACAGAAAUCCAAGACGAGAGCUUCCACGCCAUCUUUACUGCUACUGAGUACCGGGAGCCACACUUUCACAAACCUCCAGUCACAACCAACAACGGGAGAGUGCAUUGGAUGGAGAGCAGUUCUGGUAUGGUGCUUUCCUUCAAACCACACGAUGAGAAGUUCGAGUGGGUGUCAACUCCCGAAGCAUCACUUCCAUGGUCUAUCCAGAGGAGCAUCUGUGCUUGGAAAGGAUCAUUGGCUAUGCUUGUACAACAUGAAAUUCAGCAAGACUCGUUGCUUAGUCUUUGGUUGUACAAUGAUGGAGGAGGAGGAGAAUUAUCAUCAUCAUCAUGGUCUACCUUAUUCACCAUCUCCACCAUGGGUCCGCCUUGCAUGCCGGAGGCCAUAUGGAGAGUCGACGCCCAAAGUUCAUUCUUACUCUAUAUCAACGGCAGUGCCUGCAAUUACAACAAUGGGAAGAGAUUGAAGCUUCCAUAUGUUUGUAUUUAUAGAGCCUUUGAGUUUGCACAAACCUUGGUUCCCAUCCCUGGCUGCAGUUGAAGAAGUUGGAGGCUUGUUGCUUUAUCUCGGCUUUCUCCCUCUUCUUGAAUGCAUAAGUCUCAUCUGGUGAUAGCUUCCCACGGAAAUUCUGGCUCUGAACUGAACCCAAAACCAGAACCUUCUCGGGGAUGAUUUGCUUACCAACAAGCAGUUUUGCAACUAUGUUGGACCUCUCAGCACUCACAGGACACUUGAGGGACACAAGCAGAGUCAAAUUUGCAGCACCGUUGAGCUCGUAGAUAUUGCAGCACUUGUCGGCAGGAGUUGGUUCGAUAGAGUUUCCUGAGAAAGGGAUCUCUGGUAGUAUGAGGCUUCCAAUCAGAGUCUUGGUGCACAGAUUAUCGAAGAGAUACAAAGAUGGAGGCGAUAUUGCAAUGAUCAAAAGAGAUGGGCGGAGUGGUUCAGUUUUAGGGUCAGAGAACAAGAGAAAAGGAGAAGGAAGAGGCUGUGAAGGAGGUGCAAAGUUAUUGAGAUCUUCCUGGAAGAAUCUUGAAGGCGGUGGGAUUUCUGUAAUGACAUCUUCCAU
Molecule: messenger RNA, 1884 nt
Organism: Linum tenue
Lineage: Eukaryota; Viridiplantae; Streptophyta; Magnoliopsida; Malpighiales; Linaceae
Source: the annotation of a GenBank genome assembly